This is a messenger RNA of Chara braunii, 1511 nucleotides long. Lineage: Eukaryota; Viridiplantae; Streptophyta; Charophyceae; Charales; Characeae. The record is from the annotation of a GenBank genome assembly.
CGGACGAGAGAAGGAACGAUUUGGCGCCUCAGGCAGAGUGCUACGCAGUUGUUUGGGGGAUUCAACACUUCCAUCCGUAUCUGUACGGAUAGAAGUUCCUCCUCGUCACGGACCAUGAGCCCCUGAUGGCUCUUAAGAGACUUACUAACUACAAGGGUAUGAUCGAACGUUGGGUUGUGCGAUUGCAAGAGUAUGAUUUCCACAUCGUCCACAGGAAGACUGAGAAGCACGUUGCGGGGUUGGGCCGUGGAGAUCACGGCCACGUGGAUCGAGUUGUUGGCUCGACCGGGGGAAAGGAUCGUAACCUCGAACGAUAUAGAUCUCCGAUUCCGCACCUCCAGCAGCACGCCGGAGAUCCUUUACCCGGAGCUCCUUCCCUUUGCGCAGCCCCAAUGGACUGUCAUCGUCUCGCCCUCUUCAACCUUCUGUCUGAUCUCCGCAGCUUCUGGAAAUUUGCUAUCGAUCACGCCCUCUCUUUCUGGAUCUGGGAGCUCAGUGUACCGAUCUUGGAUGAAGACAAGUGGAACGAGUGGUGGGACGCUUACGUGGAACUCGGCUUCUGUUUGGUGGGGGUGGUGUUUCACUGGGCAAAGCCGGCCCCAGAUGCUGAAGGGGUUGAGGUUCAGGACGACGAGGUGGAACUGUUGAUUGCGCAGGCUUGGGGGACGGAUACGGAGGGGGAAUUGCUAAGGAUAUUAUUCGGCAAGGUGGAAGAAGGCCAUCACGAUGCAAUCACGCAUGAGUUGUUGGUGUUUUUAGUGCAGCUGGUGGACGAUUUACCCCUCGACAUCCUGUCGAGGUGUGACGAGAAGCUGGAGACGGACGUGCUCACUCGCACGCUUGCGCCGCAUCUGUUGUGGUCCACGUGUACGGAGUUGGACGGGGAUAACUGCUUUUACCCGUCCCCGAGCCUCUAUCUCGAAAUCGACGUCGCCGAUCUCACACUGUGGGACCGUUUUAUCCGGCGAGGAAACGCGCAAGGAGUCGGUGAUGGAGAUGACAAAGAAGAAGAAGAGGCAGAGGAGGAAGAGUCGGGCACCGAUCGGGACGAUCCCGAAUACAUAUGCUCAGAGGAAGAAGAAGAGGCGACGGGAGAGGGAAGUGGAUCGGGAGAGCCGAGUGGCCGUCCCAGGCGAAGCAAAGAGGAGGAAGAAGCCGAAGCUCAAAGGAGGCGGGAAAAAGCGAAGGGCAAGCGGCCAGUCGAAAAAUCCGAAAGGCCGCCACCACAUCCACUGCUAGACGAUCCAUCGCUAAAUCCGGAGCCACCGCACGAAGAGUCCGAAGGAAAUGGAGCCGCGGCAGAGGGAUCAGGGAGCCGACGCCGCCGAAGGAGCGAAUCAUCGGCUCCGCCUUCUCCGCCAUCCAGAGCCACUCUUCACCUUCGUCGAAAUGCGGGCAAUCGGGCUUUGUCCCUGGUCGUUAUCCCGUCGUCCCCGUGACUUCCUCACUCCUCACCAACUCCUGGGUCGACCCUCUUUCCCUAAUGGAUGGUGCCCUUUCCCGCCCCCUCU